This is a messenger RNA of Sporothrix schenckii 1099-18, 804 nucleotides long. RefSeq names its product short-chain dehydrogenase/reductase SDR. The transcript has a single exon. The record is from RefSeq and is a predicted model, not a curated record. NCBI's taxonomy places the organism in Eukaryota, Fungi, Ascomycota, Sordariomycetes, Ophiostomatales, Ophiostomataceae. Bases 1 to 804 code for a protein of 267 amino acids. Gene Ontology annotation, cellular component: membrane. Gene Ontology annotation, molecular function: oxidoreductase activity.
AUGAGGGAUCUCGCAGGCAAGGUCUCCAUCGUCACCGGCGGUGGCACGGGCAUUGGAUUGGCUAUUUCCUUGGAGCUGGCCAAGGCCGGCGACGCCAAGCUCGUCAUUGCGUCUACCAACUCAGAGCGUCUCGAGGAGGGCGCUUUGGAGCUACGCAAGGCCGGUGCGGAGGUCCUUACAGUCGUGUGCGACGUGUCGAAUCGCACGGACGUGCAGGCACUGCACGACAAGGCCGUGGAGAAGUACGGCCAGGUCGACAUUGUGGUGUGCAGCUCGGGCGUGACGACCGGUGGCCCCUACGUCAAUCACCGCCCGGAAGACUGGGACUGGGUCUUUGGUGUGUGCCUUUACGGCCCGGCCUACUGCAUACAGGUCUUCUACCCUGAGAUGGUUGCCCGUAAGUCGGGCCAUAUUGUCCUUGUCGGUUCGCAAGCCGGCAUGAACCCCACGUGGUUCGCCCACCACGGUCCGUACACAGCGGCCAAGUCCGGUGUCAUGGCCCUCGGUGCGGCCCUGCGCCUUGAGGCUCUGGAGCACAAUGUUGGCGUGACUAGUGUGGUUGUCGCUGCCACUACUACGAACAUUAUGAAGUGCGAGCGGUCGCGGCCUGAAAAGUACGGCAAGUCGCAGCCAUUCGACGCCGAGAAGCGCGCAGCACGCCGUAUCCCAUCCGCUGACGUGGGCCGCAUGACGGUCCAAGGCAUCAUUGACAACAAGGAAUGGGUUGCAACACACCCGGAGCUGAAACAGAUGCAGAAGGAAUACUUUGAUCGUAUCUUGGCCGCAUACGAUCACGAAGGUUAA